Molecule: messenger RNA, 4748 nt
Organism: Acanthaster planci (crown-of-thorns starfish)
Lineage: Eukaryota; Metazoa; Echinodermata; Asteroidea; Valvatida; Acanthasteridae
Source: RefSeq, a predicted model, not a curated record
UUAAUUAAAUAGCGCCAAGGCAACGGAGUACGCUUAGUGCUAUUGGGGCGUUCAACUACAACUUUUUGUUUCUUUUAAGUAGCCUAGGCCUACAGUGGAAAACUGUUAUAACAAGGCCAUUUGGACUUUACAAAUUACCUUGUCAUAAUAGUUACCUUGUAUAUCAGUAACGGAAAACAAAUAGUUGGGGCCUAAAAUUAUCCUUGUAACGUGAGCUUGUAAACAGGCCUAUCUGUCAAUCUGUGUUGCCUGUUUGGACCGUAAUUCUGGACCGUUCAUGGCGUUGUAAAAUCAGCUUCAAGUAUGUUAUUUCAAGCUCAGAGUCUGAGAAAACUCGAAAGCGGUGUGCAGGCAAUGUUCAGUUUGAAUAACCCCAUGCAGUAUUGCCACUGCACUGCCAUAAAUGAGGAUGACGUUAGGAAUAUCAGGGCCUAACAUGAGUUUUCUCAGUGCAGUCUACAGCCAGAGCUGGCCUGCACCAGAUCCCAACAAGCAAACAAAAAGGGGAUUUCAGGGGAGGUUAUUCCAACAGUCACGGAGAAGGAACAAGACUGCUCAUCCAGGGACGGUCAGCCCUCGCCCAAAGCAUGGCAGAGAUUAUGAGCUCCAGGGUUGCCGUGGCAAAGGUUUAUUGGUGUCACACAGUCAACAGACUCCCAAGAAGGUCUCCCAACAGUUGAGUCUAACACCAUCCAGGCACGCUGGCCUAGAUCAGACAACCUACAAGUGGAAAACCUGGACAAAUUUUCAACAGGAGCGUGAAAAUGACCAAAACGAUCUUACUCUGUAUAAAAUAACACAGGACACAUUCCGUAAGUUAUCAGCUCAGGUACAUCAGGUUAAUCAACAAAUCAGCAAGUACCAUGGCACUGGUUUUAAGAGCUUCUACUCAAGUGGAGACAGGAUGGUGCGGACCUUACGCCCUUCCCAGCUAGCUGCAAGCUUACCCCAUCAAGCACCCAGCAUUGGCUCAGCACCCGCAGGGGAGGCAGCGGUCAUCGAUCAGGGGUUAGCAUUCCAGUGCACACCAGUCAAGAGGUCAAACAGAAGACGACCACACUCUUCCAUUGUUGUGAGGUCUAAACAGCAGCAACCGGUCUUGAGACCACAUUCCACUUCUGCCCUCAGUGGCAGACAAGCCGAGUUUGACCAGCUCACCCCAAGAAUAAUCGGUGCCCUUAGUGAUGGGAAACAAAUAGACUCUGACGCAUCUCACCCGGGGCCUUUUGAUAUUGUUUCAAAUGACGGAAAGCCAGAAAUCGUUGAUGCUGAAAAGAAUCAGUCUGGUGAGGACUCUGAGGACAGUUCACACAAGUAUCGGGUGAGGACCCCACCAAACUUUGACCUGCCACCAGAAGACUUGGACGUGGACAAUUACCGGGGGAUGUUUCGAUAUCACAGCUCCAGCGCCGGCAAGAAGAAGCAGGAUCCAUUCCCAGAGGCACUAAGUAAGCCCUACUGCUACCUGGACUUACUGGAAUUGAGCCUACUCAAGGAGGACUGGCGGCACGCCAUACGAGCAGUGCCGGACGGUGUCGAGGAGAAGCUCAUUGACCGGCUGAUCGAGAUGGAGCGGCUGCAGAUCACCAGUGCUGAAUGGGAGAAAAGUCAAAGGUUGGCUCCACCGAAGAGAGCAGCAUCAGCCACGCAGGUGAGGAAAGGUUGGAAUGCCACAGCAGCUCUCCCCACAGAGCGAGCACAGAGUGCCUUAGCCAGAUCCAGGCAGAGUAGAAAUUGUUCACCUGACUGUCUGCAGCCGCUGUGCGCAGGGGAAUGCAAGAUCAAGCGUGACCCACCCAGUGGGGGAUGCUGUCACUGUAAACAGGCAUACUGCCAGGGCUCCUGCACAGAAUUUGGCUAUCAUUUACAUAUCCGGCAGCCCAGACAAGCAGAAGAGGAGGAGUCCCCUCCCAGACCUAAAUCCUGUAAGAGCUGCACCACAGGCCGAACAUCUAAUCGGAAAUCCACUGCAAAUACCAAUACUGCUGUUCUAGGGCGUCCCAAGUCUGCCUUCGCGACCUUCAGCAGUGCUAGGCAGAUGGUACGUAAACCACGACCCAUCUCAGCUGUGGCCUUGAAAGCCUCAGAGGACCUGGCUAAUCUGGAGUUAUCAUCCGCGGUCGGGGCAAGUGGCGAUCAAUCCUCCCGACCAAAGACAGCUUCUUCGAGCAGUGGCUCCAGGUUGAAGAGCCGCGGGCGCGACUCCAUGCUGCCUGGGAAGAGCUUCACAUCACAGCGGAGGCGCUCACUGACAGACGAACCAAUCAGCACCAGCGCUGCCAAGAUGAACCCCAAGCCGAUCAGAGUGAAGUCUGCAAAGCUGAAAGCCAAGCAAAAGAGCAGUAACAAGAGGUGAAUUGCUGCUGUAUCCUCCACUUUAGUCCUUUGCAAGAGCUGUUAUAGGUUCUGUGGAACCUACCCGUGUGGCCUCCCAUAGUUGUGUCUCUUGGCAGCUGGGUCCCGGCCUUUGGUAAUUUUGACUCAAGGCCUUUAAACGGAUCUGAGCUCAGGGAUGCAGUCGAUGCCGGAGGCUGAGUUGCAUUUUGACAUUUGGCCUGAACAAUUUUGGUGCUCGGGAAUAAGAUUGCAUGCAAAACAAAGCACUGAGUGAAAACUGCGUGCUGUGCGUGUGACUGAAAAUCUCUUGUGCAUGGGUCGAAUCAGGGCUGCUUGAUGAUAAAAAAUAAUUCAGUUUUUCACUUUGGUUUGUCAUUUUGAAGUCUUCCGUGCAUAAUUUAGAAAACUGUAUUAAGUGCCAAAGCUGACAAGUUCAUAAAGUUGUUAUUGUAUUUGUAACAAAUGACUAAAGAAUACCUGUGUCAUCAUUGCAGCGUAAUUUGAGAGCAGAUAAUUUUUGAUAGACUUGCAAUGAUCGUAGGUCUUGAUUUCAACGCUGCAUUUCCUUGCCAAGCCAAUAUUUAUUUGACCAAGCUAGUCUCUACCAGUUGCCAAAAUGAAGUGACCUCCCUAGGGGCCCUGGCAGAGAAAACAGUGAAGAAAUGUUCAGUUUUAAAGGGAGGAGGGAGGUAAAUCCUCAAAUAAAUAUUUUUAAUUGGGUAGGUACUGAAAACCAGGGCAGUUGGGAUUUGAACCCAGGUUGCACAAGUAGAAGGCAACCUGACCUCCCUGAGUACCACAACUGCCCUCUUAACAGCAAGAAAAAGAGAGGCUGGUGCAACUUACAUGUCAUUCGUUCCCAGCAACAUGCAACACACAUGUGAAUACUUGGCAGUUUCGUAAAACUACUGCAGAUUCUGUGCUGUUGGAAUGUGCACAUGCACGUGAUGUGCUAUUCCAAGAGGGACCAUUGCUUGGUAUAAAAUUCCCGCAUCUAUUCUUGUUUGCACAUGGAGAACAUAGAACUUAAAAUGCAUACCUUGUCCUGUUACUUGAGAUGUUAGAGGUGAAUGAAAACUGGAGAAGCUCGUUAGCUACUAAUGACCUAAUGUUCUGUGGUUCUUGAUUAUGCAAUGCACCUGAUUAAAUUGUAUAUAAAUGUGUUUGUGUGUGAUUUUAUUGAAAGUUAAGUGAUUUUUAAAAAAUUAAAUGGUGUAACAGGGGUAAGGCUGCCUCCAGUGUAGAGAUCAAAAUUGGGACAUACUUGGUUGGGGCAAAGCUGCUGUUCUAGGGUGCAGUAUUCCAGUAAUGUAAUGUAAAAUAUUCCAGUAAAGUCAGGUGACAAAGUCCUUGACUUGAAAUGGUUUACUACGGAUGGGAUAAAUUCCUUCAAAAGAGUUCUGUGCAAGUAGGUCUACCUUUCUUGUGUUGUGUGUGUUCUUAAGACGUUUGAGUUGAAAAGAGAACUUCAGUUGAAUGCCACUCACCUAAAUGUAGGAAUAUUCUGUCAACUCUUCAAUAUUUUCUUUACCGAUGAAAGUUGUGUGCCGUUAAGGGUGUUGUUUACCAUUGCUAAUAUCCCCCACAUCAGACUACCAUAUAAUAUAAAUAUCUUACUUGAAAGAAAGUACAUAAAAGUGUCAAUCAGUCUGUGAGGUAUUUCCGCCCAGUAUGCUGUAGUUUUCGAGAAAACAGAAAUUUUGUUCAAUGCAAUUGCACACUUUCUCUGGCGGUCUCUGGUACUUUAGAGAGUAUUGUUCUGAAUGUUUUGAGGUUUAGUGAUAAAUAGGUCAUGUGAAACUUGGAUUAUCCUUUUUUGCAUAUAUCUAUUAUUUUCUCUCUUUUUUGUUGAAGAAAGUAAAGAUAGGUUGGUGGAUUUUUUCCUUUUACUUUUUAAAAACUGUCUAUUACAAACUUUUUUGCAAGAGCUUUAACUUUCUGCCUUUUGGGUCGAUUUAUAUUUUUAAUAGUGUCUUUAGAUUCAUUUAUUUUCAUAACUUGUCAUAAAAUAGAAGCCUCUUUAUUUUUUGUAUUUUUGGUACCUACAGCGGUGUUCCUGUCUGUUCCGCAUAGGCUUAAUCUAAUUGCACCCUUUAGCUUUGCUUUCCGAAAAAGUGUCGGAAUUCAGCCAAGAUAAGAAAAGAAGAAUAACUUAGAAUGGUUCAUUGUUUCUUUACUCAUUUGAUCCCUGUAAAAUAGAAACACAAUACCCAAAGGAAACAAACAUUCCACCUUGUGGAAGACAGAAUUUAUCGUUCUGGUUUAGUUUUGGCUGUGAAGUGUUGUUACGAAUGUUAUGCACACAUAUUUUGAAUGCCUCUAUUGAGGAUAUGUUUAUUUAUGUAAACGUGAUUUUCGUGAUGUGAAUUGAAAUAAAGGAAAUAGAUGUUGGAUGGUAGUCCCAAGUGGAA